UAUAUUCAAUGAAACUUGACUGGUCAAUCAAGGCACUGCUGUCAUCUUGUAGAAGUGAGAAUGAGUCAGUCAGGAACCUUGUGGCAGCAAUACUGAGCAAUGAGGACAUUAUUAACUCAUUGGCAAGUGCUUGUACGGGCCAAAAUCCUUCCCAUAGUACCCGUGCCCAAUACCGUUCUCCUGACGAAGAAGUUCCCUCCCUUUUUAAUGGUGGCAGGCCGACUACAACAGGCCUCAGGCUAAAUCCUGACAGAAAAAGCAAAAAAGUUUUCCAGUUUAAGAAAGUAUUGUAAUAUUUCAACUGAUGCCAUUUUGUAAAACCAGCUAAUUCAGAAGGCUAUCACUUUGAUGAAAAGGAUACAACUAGGUUUUCAAUUUCAUUCAGUAUUCUCACAUUUUUAUCAGUAUAUCCAAGAUUCAUUUCAUAUAUUCAAAGCUUCAUUUCCUAAACGGCAUGCCAUAAUAUAUAUAUAUUAUUCACACCUGUUCCCUCUUCAUAAUGGCUUGCCCUUUCUUGGAGGAUGUACUGGAUGAGGAAGCCCUAAUCCUCAGACGAGCAUUUAGUCAUGAAAGAGUCUUCUGGGACAGGUCAGACCCAUUGGCUGUUGGAGAUGACUAUCUCAUUGAGAGAUACAGAUUCUCAGGUGAUGGACUAAGAUAUUUAUGUAGGCUGCUGGGUCCAAAAAUACAGCACCAGACGGCAGGAAGCCAUGCUCUCACUGUAUCACAGAUGGUCUGUGUUACAUUGAGAUGUUUUGCAAGUGGGAGCUUCCUUUAUUCUGUUGGGGAUGCAGAGAACCUCAAUAAAGGGACCAUUUGCAGCACAUAUCCUGGCUUGGUGGGCCCCCUGUGCCAGUUCUAUGGGCUUUUUUUAACUGCUACAAUCAUAUAGACAUUCAACAAGUCAGCAGAUACCUAAUCUAUUCACCUCAUUUGUUCACUGUUAUCUACUUUAAAGUCACUUUCCAGCCUGCAAAAUGUUCUUGUAUUUAACUUUAACUUGCUGCCAGGUCCUUUUAUGGCCAGACAAGUUGGUUCUUUAUGAAGGAUAGAAAGAUAAAAUAGAUAAAAAUAGAUUAAAUGACACACAUUGUGGAUAAUUGUUUGCACUUAAUCAUAUUUUACAUUUUCUGAGUAACAUGAACCUCUACUUGCCACAUUUAAAGCAAAGUGUACAACAGUUGAUUAGUGGACUUAAAGUAACUCCUUUAGUCCUUUAAUUGUAGCCUAAUGAUGACAGUUCCAGUGGAGCACUGUUUAUUCAUUGUACAGUUUUGGACUACUUAAGCAUUAAGCCGGUCCGCUAUUGUCUGCCAGGCUUUCUCUCUUUCUUUAAUUAUGGCAUUGGUAUUGCCUUUUUUUCUUCUAUCUUCCACCUCUUCAUAGAACUCCAUCAGCAGCUGUUUUUCAGCGGCCGUGAAAUACGAAGCGUGACUCUUAUCCAUGUUCCCAUCGGUGAUUCUGUGAGCGAUCGCGAGGUCUAUUUCAGUAUGCCGUGAACACGCACUUAUCCCGACUAUCUACACCUGGCUUAACAUAGCCGCGCCUUUUCAUCCUGGCUCGGCAAACGUGCAACCGAUUAAGCCAGGAUGCGCCGAGCAGGCUAAGUCAAGCCGCGCUUGCUCACUUAUCCUGGAUUUCUUUAUCCUACUUUUGUGCAAUACCCCACAGGUCAUGAUUUCUGGAAGAAAACAUUUUUUGGUGCUUUGAGAACCACAAGCCCCGUGCCACCUGCUUCUGUUUUAUUCAAGAGAAGGCAGACAUCUCUACAGCCGAUAUCUCCAAAACUCAGCAAUCUACAUCAAAACAAUCUACAUGGAUAAACAGCAGAAGACUUUGUCACUGUGGAUGUUUGGGCUUCUGUUCAUCAGCCUCACAGGAGCACAUGGACUCAACAACUUUCCAGAAAACUUUGUGGUGGCAAAAACAAAUGAAAAUGUCAUACUGACCUGUGGAUCAAAGGCUGAUGGAGCGGUCACAUGGAAGUUCCGCAUGUUUCCCAGUGAAGAGAUGGAGGAUGUUGAUUCUGAGGACAAUAUCCAGCAGGAAGGUCAAAAUCUGAAAGUGUCCGAAGUAGGUACGCCUGUGUUGGGAGAAUACAGCUGCUGGAGAGGAGAAGAGAAAUUAUCAUCAACCUAUCUACUGCUGGAGGAUGAGGAGGAAGAGGAGUUAGAUUCUUUAAUCAGAUGUCGGGCAAAGUCAUAUGACUGUAACUUCACCUGUAAGUGGACCCGCGAUGGAUACACAGCAGUGCGCCUCGGAUUGGGCCAUGAAUGCAGUGAAGGUGGAAAGUCAUGUCACUGGGUCAGCAGCAGUGAACAGCUCCAGGACGGGGGAUUCCAGUUUGUACUGUCCCACUCCCUUUCACCCUAUGCAGAGGAAAGCACCAUGCUUGAACUCACUGCUGAGGCCAUCAAUGACCUCUCCAUUCUCCGGAGAACCAAGAGAUUUUAUCUCAGAGACAUUGUUCAACCCGAUAGUCCCCAGAUUGUCAAGUGUCAGGAGGUGGACCAGGAACUGAACGUGACCAUUGAUCCACCGUCCACCUGGUCGACUCCUUACAGCUUCUUCAGUCUGGAGCAUGAGAUUGAAUACGAGUUGAAAGAUGAUGGCCAGACUGGACGUUCAUCAUCAUCUGCCCUGAUACCGAAGAAGAUCAGUAAGCUGAGGGUUCGCUCCAGAGACUCGCUGGUGCUCUCCACCUGGAGCCAGUGGACUCCCUGGAAAAAUGUGAGAACAGGGAAAAAGAACCUAUGUAAAUGCAAAAACACGGCAAAAUCUUGCUGUCCAGAGUUGCCAGCUGGGUAUUUGGACAAAUGCAAGACAAAAGGGAAGAAAAAAAGGAAGAAGACUGUUGGAUCCAGGCAUCUUAAAAAGAAGAUGUAAUGAAAGCUUUAUAUUUGUGAAUUAAAUGUAAAAAAACAGUUCUACUGAUUUCAUUUGUCCAAUGCUUGAUUAAAGGGAGUGAUGGUGUGGAUUUUUAAACCACAUUUCAAAAAGCUUUAAAUUGAAAAAGAUAUUACAUGUGUUGUAGUUGUUGUAUAACUUGCUAAAAUGCAAUCAAUCUAUACCUUAAUAAAAGUUUAAAUGUUCA
Messenger RNA from Dicentrarchus labrax (European seabass), 3094 nucleotides. It is a transcript of the gene il12b2, whose product is annotated as interleukin-12 subunit beta. The record is from RefSeq and is a predicted model, not a curated record. Bases 1816 to 2886 code for a protein of 356 amino acids. NCBI's taxonomy places the organism in Eukaryota, Metazoa, Chordata, Actinopteri, Moronidae. Gene Ontology annotation, molecular function: protein binding. The transcript has 8 exons.